Nelumbo nucifera (sacred lotus) is the source of this 1260-nucleotide messenger RNA. Its product is annotated as GATA transcription factor 4-like. Gene Ontology annotation, biological process: cell differentiation; positive regulation of DNA-templated transcription. Gene Ontology annotation, cellular component: nucleus. The record is from RefSeq and is a predicted model, not a curated record. Lineage: Eukaryota; Viridiplantae; Streptophyta; Magnoliopsida; Proteales; Nelumbonaceae. Gene Ontology annotation, molecular function: zinc ion binding; sequence-specific DNA binding.
CUGAAAUGGUUUAAGUAUAUUGGGAGCUGAAGCUGAGAAGUGAGAAGCUCCCACUGCAUGGGUACUCCCUGAACGUUCCUCUGCCUGCUGGUGUGGGUACGAAAUGAUGUCUCCGCAGAGAGAGUUUGAGAGCUCAGUGCAGAAACCCUGAUCGAGUGAUCGUCUUUACAGUCAGCGAGCGCCCAUAAUUCUUCACCUUCCUCUGCUUGUCUUCGCCGGAGAUGGAGAUGUACGGACUCCCAGCACCGGAUUUCUUCCGCAUCGACGACCUCCUCGAUUUCUCUAAUGACGGCGAUCUCUUCUCCUCCUCCUCCUCCUCCUCCUCCUCCUCCUCCUUCACCCCCGACCCCGACCUACUCCACCUCCCUCCGACAGAAAAUAACACAGGGAACCGCCCUUCUGCCACCGCCGACACCUCCAACCGCUCGAACAGCUUCACUGACGAUCUCUGUGUCCCUAGCGACGACGUAGCGGAGUUGGAAUGGCUCUCCAAGUUCGUCGACGACUCCUUCACCGAUUUCUCUAUGAGCGAGACCGUUGCAACCACAAACUUCCGUCCCGACACUGCUUCAGUUCCCGGCCGGGCUAGGAGCAAACGAUCAAGAGCAACUUCAACUCACAUCAGCUGGACUUCUUUGCCGGAAUCUAACGUUCCGGCGACCGGCAAGUCCAGGCUGGGUAAAGAGAGUUCGACGGCUUCCCCAGACAUCACAAGAGAGCAGUUGGCGAUAGCGUCGUCGUCGUCGUCAGGGGUGCGUAAGUGCACCCACUGCGCAUCGGAGAAAACACCGCAAUGGCGUACGGGACCACUGGGGCCGAAGACGCUGUGCAACGCGUGUGGCGUACGGUACAAGUCGGGCCGACUGGUUCCGGAGUAUCGUCCGUUGGCGAGUCCGACCUUCGUGUGGAGUCAGCACUCCAACUCUCACCGGAAAGUGAUGGAGCUUCGGCGUCAGAAAGAGAUCCUCAGGCAGGAGGAGAGCAGCAACCAAUACCAUCACCAGUUCUCUUCUCUUCAUCAUCACCCUGACUUCAAGGUGUGUUGAUGUGGAUUAUCACGUGUGUCUAAACUCUCGUCGCAAAGAGGUCACGUCACGUCACGUCACGUCAAGGGUCAAGUCAGACAGUCUCCUGGUUAUAAAACUUGUUAGAUCGUUCUUUCUGCCUUCUUCCCUCUUCUUUAUUCCCCCUUCCGUUUCUUUCACAAAUUCAUGAAUUUUAAGCUUCAACCACGAGUAGCAGACAGGUUUUUAAUUCUUC